AUGCCGCCUAAGGCGCAACCACCCCCUCGCGGUAUCUGGGCUAACGAGGACAUUCGCCGUGUGUUUGACUACUUCUGUCGUCCUCGCGGCAAUAGUCCGUACGAUGCUGUCUUCGGUCCGGGUCCUUACGACUACUCGCCUGUGAUCGCGCGUACGACUAUCACUGCUCGACAGAUUCUUACUGGCCGUCCGUCCUACCUCAAGGCCUUUGUUGUGCAUAGCCGCGGCGCUCUUAACGCGACUUUUUAUACAAACAAUUGCGCUGCUGUCUUGCGAGGCGAGAAGGAGUUUACCGCAUUUGCUGGCUGCGUGUCCAUCGCUGGUGAGUGGGGCGGGGCCUGCUCUAACUGCGUCUGGCAAGAUUAUGGAGCUCGUUGCAGUGUUACUCAGCAGACAGUCUCUCGUACAGGAGGUGGGCGCAAGAGGCUCUCUGGCGGUUCUAGCAGUGGCAGCCAGCGUGGUUGUCCGGCUGCGGGUGGUGCCGAGAACCUCUUGCUCGUGGAGUAG
Messenger RNA from Bipolaris sorokiniana ND90Pr, 507 nucleotides. RefSeq lists its product as uncharacterized. The record is from RefSeq and is a predicted model, not a curated record. Bases 1 to 507 code for a protein of 168 amino acids. Lineage: Eukaryota; Fungi; Ascomycota; Dothideomycetes; Pleosporales; Pleosporaceae. The transcript has 2 exons.